This is a messenger RNA of Podospora pseudocomata, 1524 nucleotides long. RefSeq names its product karyopherin. Gene Ontology annotation, cellular component: nucleus; RNA nuclear export complex; cytoplasm. Gene Ontology annotation, molecular function: small GTPase binding; RNA binding; nuclear export signal receptor activity. NCBI's taxonomy places the organism in Eukaryota, Fungi, Ascomycota, Sordariomycetes, Sordariales, Podosporaceae. The coding region runs from base 439 to 1524 and encodes 361 amino acids. The record is from RefSeq and is a predicted model, not a curated record. Gene Ontology annotation, biological process: RNA export from nucleus; protein export from nucleus. The transcript is spliced from 3 exons.
GCUUAUUAGUCGCGCCUAAGCGCGCCUGACAUGCCCCGUUUUCGCCGUUUCGGUACCUCGGUGGGUAAUUAUCAAAGUCACUCUAUUUCGACUCAAGAGUCAGCAGAUAAGAGAGAUUGGAGCCAGACAUCACUUUUGAUUCUUUCAUACUAGAUCCGACAUCUCGGGUUGCCGUUAUUUUCUUUAAUUACCGUCCCGGCAGCUUCUUCUUGUUCUGUAAACCCAAGGAGGCCUCGAGUUCUUUUGCUUGGUACCUUUAAAGCACUGCCUGCCGCUUCAGCGCAUCGCUUUUCCAUCGUGUGAUUCGAUCUCAACUUGCUCACACCGAGCCUCAACAACAGCUGCGAUUUUUCUCUUCCCAUUCUCUCCGUUAAGCCAGAAGACUCGUCCUCUUUGCCACGACAGAACCCUGCCUGCUGUGCGAUUGCAGCCCUCAGCAUGGCGGCCAUUUCGCCAAACGGCGCCCCUGGCGGUGAGGCCAUUCUGGCGAGAAUUCACGAAGCCCUCAAGGUCGUACACAGCCCAUAUUCUGCGAACCAGGCACGACAAGAAGCCCAAUCGUUCCUCGAGGAAGUGAAGACGCUCGGCGACGCCCCAUCCCACGGAUACAACCUCGCCUUCGACAGGUCACAAGCUCCAAUUGUCCGCCACUACGGCCUGUCCCUCCUCGAGCACGCCGUGAAGCACAAGUGGUCGGAAUACAGCAUCGAGCACCAAGCCUACCUACGCAACUGGGUCUUGCAGCUGUCCGAGUCCGUCUCGAGAGAAGACCCGUCAUAUCUAAGAAACAAAACUGCCCAGUUGUGGGUAGAGAUAGCCAAGAGAUGCUGGGCUGUGGAGUGGAUGGACAUGGACGAGCUGCUUGUUCGCCUCUGGAGAGUCCCAGAAUCCCCAGUUCACAAGCAAUUUGUCCUACAGAUCUUGGAAACACUGUCCGAGGAAAUCUUCAACGGGGACGAUUCGGUUGUAGCCCUCCGCGAAGGAGCACUCAGCAAGGCUUGCGUCGAAAUAUUCACCCCUGCUGCCGUCCUGACCGAAGCCUUUCCCAACCGCCAGGUGGGCCCGAAUGUACGGUUUGAAGAGGAAGGGUGGCUCAGUAGGAUUACACAGUUCGUCACCGACUGCCUCAACAGCGGGGCGGUCGAGCAAAACGAGGAUGCUGCGGCCUGUGUCGUGAAAGCCCUCAAGGUUCUCGCUUCAGUCGUGGCCUGGGCUGUUCCCAAAGCAGUCAAUGCGGUUGGCAGUCGCCCCGUUCUAUGUCGCUGCCUUGCGACUCCCAAUGUUUCUGUACAAAAGGCUGCACUCGAGGCCCUCCAUGCGCUCUACAACCGUACAAUGUUCACCGAUGAGGACUUUAUCGAUCUUGUUGUGCCAAUGUAUGGCGAAGACGUGGUGGAUUUGUUCAAGCGGCUCUUCGAGUGGUCUACUGUUGACGCCCAGGAUAUCGACGAUGACAAGUAUACACAGUAUGUUCGCUGGCCAACUACCUGGACCGGAAGUUUGCGGCCAUCCCUCCUCAAGUAA